UCCCCCACGACGUCUGGCAAAACAAUAACUUCCCUUCCAGAUCAGAUGAGGCCUUAUCUGCUGAAUCUGCUUCCUUCAAUUCUGGAAUAAUGGCCACAUAUGAAUGGUCCUCAAGACCGCGUAACUAUGAAAGGGACAGGAAGCAGACUGCUUUAGCUUCAGAACCGACGUUUGAACAUCCCUUGAAAUUGAUUACGGUUUCUGAGGUGAAGGUGAAGAAGACGGGAAAAGCUAGUUUAAAAUCCAAGUCUACCCCACCGCCAAAGACUUCAUCAGUGGUAGAUCCUUUGUCUAGUGCACUGGAUGGUACUGACCCUCUUUCACAGCUAGCAGCAUCAGCUACUAUCGAUCCACUCUCAAGAGCUGCCUCUGGCACUUUUACAAAACCAGGAAGAAAAGACUCAACAGAUUCUGUUAAGUCAAGGUCUGACAGCCUUGGGGAUUCCUUUGAGCCAUGGAACAGCAAAAAGGUCAACAUUCUCACAACAUAUACAACCUCGGAGAAGCUCUCUAUCACGACAAGUUUCUUAUCACAAUCAGAGAGAGAAAAGGUUGUCAUGAAGUCGCAAAUAUCACAAGGAACUGUGACAGACAAAGUUAAAAACCGCUUAGAACAACUUGAUGACUUUGAAGAGGGUUCAGUGAAGGAGAUGUUAAACUUGAGUCAACAAGAUUACGUGAACCGAAUCAACGAGCUUAAUGAUGCCCUCAUUUUAUCAUGGGAACAGGAUCAAAAGGUCAAAGCACUUAAAAUUGCUAUCCAGUGCUCAAAGCUUUUAGCAGACACAUCUGUAAUUCAGUUUUAUCCAAGUAAAUUUGUAUUAAUUACUGAUAUUCUGGAUACAUUUGGUAAACUUGUAUAUGAUCGGAUCCGUCGCAAGUCGACAUAUCAACCACCAGGCAGCAGUAGUCCGCAGAUGCUACCGGAGAAGUUCACACCAGACCAAGUGCCCGACUCGGCCAAAGAGACGUGUCGCAACUGGUUUUUCAAAAUUGCUUCAAUCAGAGAACUAAUUCCAAGACUAUAUGUUGAAGUUGCAAUUAUGAAAUGCUAUGGCUUUUUAACAACAGGGGAGUACUCCCAAGCUCUUCUGAGAUUGACCAAUCAGAUGCGAGGAAUUGGUGAUCCCCUGGUGGCUAUUUAUGCCAGAGCAUAUCUCUGUCGGGUAGGAGUUGCAGUAGCACCUGAUGUUAAAGAUCAUCUUAUUAACAACUUCUUUGAUUUCUUGUCCACUUUUCCUCAACUCCAGAAAGACUCUGUGCAGAAUAUACUCGCUGUGCAGAGACUUGUGAUGGCAAUUUAUCUGUCUUUGUACUCCCCAGCAUUAGACUGGAUUCUGCAGUGUAUUUCUCACAAGACAUCAGAGGAAGCACUAACAGAAAUUUUGGCUAAAUGCAAGAAACAGUGUAAUAAUGCAUUGCUCUUAAACUCCAUCAUCUCAGCAUUCAAGCCAGAGUUUAUCUCCAAGAGGGCGCUAGGCUUCACAGAACUUAUCAAGGAAUGUGAAGAGGCUGGCUUCCCAAAGCAUCAUCUGUAUUGUUCUCUUGGCACUAAUCUGGUACUGGCUGAUCCCCCUGAGGAUCAGCGCCUCACCGUACUCAACGAAGUCUGGAAGGUUGUCAUGAAAAUAAAGAUACCAAAGGCAUACAUAAGCUGUGCUGAAGUUUGGGUUGAGUACCCUUGCAAGCAUUUCACUAAACGAGAGGUUAAUACAAUACUUGGUGACAUAAUCAAACACAUGCUACCAGAUCGUGCUUUUGAAGACAAUUACCCACAGCUGCAAUCUGUAAUGUCAAAGGUUUUGUCUCAUAUGCAUGAUUUCUCCAUCCUCUUUGCCAUGGAUAAGUUCCUGCCAUUCCUUGACAUGUUCCAGAAAGAAUCAGUCAAAGUAGAAGUGUGUAAGAACAUCAUGGAGGCAUUUGCUAGACACCAGACAGAACCAACAAAUGAUCCUGUUAUUCUGAAUGCACUUAUGUUCAUUUGUAGAACAAUGCAUGAUUCAGUAACAGCACUCACUAUAGAGGAUGAACGUACAGAAAUUAGUCAACUUAUUUCAAGCUUUAUUAGGAAGGUUUCAUUUGGGCGUGACUUUGAACAGCAGUUGAGCUUCUACGUUGAAACUCGUGCUUAUUUUAGUAAUCUUGAUGACGUGCUUGUUACUUUGGUUCAGUGUGUAAAUAAGUUGUCAAUGGAGACAAGAUCUGUGGUCCAUGGCAAACAUUCCCGAAAAACUGCUGCUUUUGUUAGAGCAUGUGCUGCAUACUGUUUUAUCACAAUCCCUUCAAUUAUAAAUGUCUUCCAUCGCCUCAACCUGUACUUAGUUUCUGGACAUGUGGCUUUUCUAAAUCAAGCUCUGACCCAAGGAGAUGCUUUUCUGAAGGCUGCCAUCAGCAUCAUUCCUGAAGUACCAAGAAUCAUUACAAUCGACCGCAAAACACGAUCAACAGAAGUUCUUCUGAUUUCAUACAUUCAGAAUUUUCUCUCAACUCUUCUUAUUGUCCCAGACCAUCCUGACAAUGGAUGCCUGUACCUGGUGCGAGGCCUGCUCAACAUCCUACAGGACUACACAUGGGAACAAGGCUCUGCAGCUAAGAUUAAAGUUUACAUGAGCGUCCUGUGCUUGCUAGCAGCAGAGUCCCAGGAAACUUAUGCUUAUCACAUCCCCAAUGUUGAUUCAAAUGACUCACUGUAUGGCAGUGACAAAAAAUUCUUGGCUGAAAUUAAUGGAAUCUGCAACACUCUUGUGGGAGAGAUACUGGAUUAUCUAAAAACUCUCAGCCAAUCAGAGGCUGGUUUGAAACGACAGGCUGCCACCGCUCUUCAGCUCUUUCAUCAUAUUGUUGUGUUUGGUGAUAUUUCCAAGCAACCAAUCGCCACCCUAGCAACCAAUCUGUGGAACCUCGGCAAAAAACAUGGACAUGGCGACACCAAGUUUAUGGUUCGUUUACUGGAUCACAUGAAACGCCUUGCAGCAGGAUCCGAUGGAAAGGCAUACAAAGAAAUGGUCUCAAAGAUGCCACUGCAAACCAGAACAUGAACUACAAAGGAGUAACACAAAUUUGUGUCAUAUGAAAUGAAAACAUGAUGAUGUCUAGAGGCUGUAUACAAACGAAUGUUCCUAUUGUGUCCAUUUUAUCUUAUAUUUCCUCAAUAUUUGCCAAAAAUUAAUAUUAAAUUAAUUAUUGUAUUCAAAUUAGCAGAAUACAAAGCCUUUUUCACACAGCAUCUAUAUGGUAAUAUUACAGUGAGCAAAGCCAGCUUGGUUUAUAUCUAGCCACAAAUUUAUUGGCUACCAGUGAUGCAUAUAACAUUUUUGACAUCAUUAGCAAAAACUAACGUCCUUGUCUAUGCUAGCUGUUUUUUUUAGCAAUGCAAAAAGUCUUAUACACACAAUGAAAUUGAUGGUGGUAGUUGUCUGGUCAUGAUGAAUUGCAUUACAUUACAAAAAACUUGAAAAUAUGUACGGUAAGCUACAGUACGUACAUAUAGUGCAGCCUUAAUAAUGCUAGUUGAUAGGCCUACCUACUGUGGUGCUGCUAACAAAACAGUAAUUAUAAAUGUGCUCUCGCUGUUUUAAACCGUGGUCGUUUUUCCUGAUCGAAGUGAGGGCUGUCCACUUGUAUUUAACAUUUUCAUGUAUCAAAUGCCUAAUAUGCGCAGUACUUUCAGAUGGCUAUAUUACUGCAUAUAAUUGCUGGCAACAUUUGAGCCAUAAAAAUCAAGGAAAAUUGUAAAAUAUCUAUAAAAAAAAAACAUUUCUAUUAUCAAGUAUUGUGAGCUGGAAAAUAGCUGAGUAUUUUCACAAUUCCAACCAAAUUACAGUACUUUAAAAAUUGCUGUUUAUUUUUAUAUGAUUUUUUUUUUUUAUAUUUUCAAUUUAUAUUUUCUGUUAUGUUUAAAAUAUUUUUGUCUGAAUCUGGACAUCAAUGAAAACUACGGUGAACAUUUCACAUUGAGCAUACCAUUCAGAAUAAUAAAGUAUAAAAAUUAAAAAUAAUAAGCAUUGUAUGAAAUUAAUUGAAAUGAAGAAAAGACUUUAUUGGUAUCCUAAUGAAUUUAUAUGCCGUCAUGAAGAAAAUAUGUAAAAAAAAAUAGACAUUCAAAAAAAUUGUAUUACAUUUAUCUAAUGGACCUUCCAAGAGUGUCAAUCAGACUUAACAACCGAUCACAACAGGGCCAAGAAUAUGCGCGCAUCUAACCUUAGCAACAAUUUCCAAGGGGCGGUGCCUAACAGAAAGGUCCAUUUCAAUGAUACACGGAUAAAAUCUAUUUUAUUGACCUAAAUACCCUUUUACUACAAAAUUCCUUAAAUUGCUUUAAUUAAAAUUUCUGUGUAAGAGAAAAAGGAAAGAGAUAUUAUUUAUGUAUUUCUUUUUUAACAACAUUGAGAGUGUAUCUUUAUUAAUAGACAAUGAAUUAAAUAAUUAUGAAAGACAUUUUGUUGUGCUCUAUGGAAAUAUAUAUUUAUAUAUCUGAUUAUGAAUUAGUAUAUGAUUGGUGUUACUGUUAUGAUAUACAUGAAUGAAUGUUAGUGAAGCUGUAAUGGUUAAGUUUGCUGGUCUUUCAAAAGCAACAUACCACAACAUACAAAAGUAUACCAAACAAAUUCCCGAGUAUAAAUAAUAUAAUGUUAAAGAUUAAUAUAUGACAGAAUCACUAUACUAUUUGUGCAUGUUGUCUCUAAUUAAGAAAACAGUUUAUAUAUAAAAAUGUCAUAAGAUUCAGUAUAAAUAAAAUGUAAGAAUGAA
Anneissia japonica is the source of this 4749-nucleotide messenger RNA. RefSeq names its product VPS35 endosomal protein sorting factor-like. Gene Ontology annotation, cellular component: endosome. NCBI's taxonomy places the organism in Eukaryota, Metazoa, Echinodermata, Crinoidea, Comatulida, Comatulidae. Gene Ontology annotation, biological process: endocytic recycling. The coding region runs from base 90 to 3038 and encodes 982 amino acids. The record is from RefSeq and is a predicted model, not a curated record. The transcript is spliced from 30 exons.